AUGUUCUUUAUAUCGAAUUUCAAGAAUGAAAAGGAACGGUCAGCUGAGGAAGUCCUUUCCAUUACUUCGUCUUAUAAUCUCCAAGAUAGUGUUCCUCUUCACGAGAAUGUCAAUUUAUAUAAUCACGAUAAUUCAUCAAUCGAAGUUAAACACUUUAUUAAAAAGAUGAAAGAUGUCAAUGAUCGUCUUUUCAAUUAUAAUUUAGAACUAUCAGCUGAAAAGAAGUCAAAAACAGUACGUAGAUCAAAAUGGGUGAAGGAUAUAAAACCCUUGGUUGAAAAAUAUCCAUCCACAAAUUGA
Messenger RNA from Entrophospora sp. SA101, 300 nucleotides. The record is from the annotation of a GenBank genome assembly. Lineage: Eukaryota; Fungi; Glomeromycota; Glomeromycetes; Entrophosporales; Entrophosporaceae.